AAGAAGUGUCUUCAAAACUCUCCCUUCCUCACAAUUAUUACAACUACUCUAUAUGGUUGGUUACUUGUGUUAACGAUGGGAUUUGGGGUUGUCAGACAAGAAUCUAGGAGCCGGACGUGGACAAUGUAAAGACCAUGUCUCCAGAAUUUCGUAUGGCCACCAAAAUCUUUCAGCGGUGAGACCUGAGAUUCACACGUUCAAAUUAACAUCUGGGCUCUAUUUUUUUUCUCAGAGACUGGCCUUCCCAGUUUUGGAAUUCGUCUUCCUUGAUUCUGCCACAAAAUUCUAAGAAAGAAUUUUCUCCUUUCAUCAGGACAGCAACCCAUCUUUUCGGUUCGGAAACCCCAAGUUUCCUGGAAAAUUGCUAGUUCCAUUGAUGGCGCUGUAUGUGAGCAGUGCAUGUUUUUGUGGGUUCAGUCAGAAAAGGGUAGAGAGGAUCAAAGCUGUUGCUUCUGAGGGGUUUGCUACCGUAAAGACAGAGGAAGAGAAGGUGAAGUUGGGGGGUUCUGAUUUGAAAGUGACAAAGCUUGGAAUCGGAGCAUGGUCAUGGGGUGAUACAUCGUAUUGGAAUAACUUCGAAUGGGAUGAUAGGAAGAUGAAGGCAGCUAAGGGUGCUUUUGAUGCUAGCAUAGAUGUUGGUAUAACCUUGUUUGAUACUGCUGAAGUUUAUGGCUCAAGGUUCUCUUUUGGCGCUAUAAAUUCUGAAACUCUACUAGGAAGGUUCAUUAAAGAAAGAAAAGAAAAGAAUCCAGAAGUGGAGGUUGCUGUUGCAACCAAGUUUGCAGCUUUACCAUGGAGGUUUGGACGUCAGAGUGUAAUCACUGCCCUUAAGGAUUCCCUAUGUCGCCUUGGACUUUUGUCAGUGGAUCUCUAUCAACUUCAUUGGCCAGGAGUAUGGGGAAAUGAAGGGUAUAUUGAUGGUCUUGGAGAUGCAGUGGAGAUGGGCCUUGUGAAGGCUGUAGGAGUUUCUAACUACAGUGAAAAGCGUCUCCUUGAGGCUUAUGAGAAGCUUAAGAAGAGAGGUAUCCCACUGGCUUCAAACCAAGUCAAUUACAGCCUUUUAUACAGGCUUCCAGAGGAGAAUGGGGUGAAGGCUGCCUGUGAUGAACUUGGGGUUACUUUGAUUGCAUAUUCACCUAUUGCUCAAGGUGCUCUCACGGGGAAAUAUACGCCAGGCAAUCCUCCCACUGGACCUCGAGGUCGGAUUUAUACCCCCGAGUUCCUAGCAAAGCUCCAACCUCUGCUAAACAGAAUCAUGGAGAUAGGACAGAAUUACGAUAAAACUCCCACACAGGUAGUCCUCAACUGGUUAAUAUGCCAGGAGAAUGUUGUGCCCAUUCCAGGAGCCAAAAAUGCAGAGCAGGCUAAGGAGUUUUCAGGUGCACUUGGGUGGAGACUCACCGAUGAUGAGAUCAACGAGCUGCGCUCUUUGGCAUCAGAGACAAAGCCUGUUAUCGGUUUUCCUGUUGAGAACUUGUAGAAUUUUUACUCAAAGCUUUUUCAGUGUGGGCAUACAGUUCUCCAUGUCAAUGAAAAUGAAUAAAGGUAUAUACAACCACACUUUCAGACU
Molecule: messenger RNA, 1570 nt
Organism: Vitis vinifera (wine grape)
Lineage: Eukaryota; Viridiplantae; Streptophyta; Magnoliopsida; Vitales; Vitaceae
Exons: 10
Coding region: 377-1480 (367 amino acids)
Cellular component (GO): cytoplasm
Source: RefSeq, a predicted model, not a curated record